CCCUAAUCUUCGCCACCACUUUCCUUUUUGCAACCUCCCUGAAUCCCCCCCAAAACCAAUGGAUAAAACGGGUUUGCGUAGCGAGUUGGAUCAAAUUAGAGAACUGGGUGUUGAAUUAGAGAGGUUGACGAGGGAGAAGAGUAAUGGGGAGGUCAAGAUUAGGGGUUUUAAAGGGGAAAUAAAUGAGCUUACGGGUAAGGUUGAGAUGGACAAGGAACAGUUGAGGAAGGUAUGUGAUGAGAGGGUAGUUGCCAAGUUGAAAUCUGAAAACGAUAAAUUGGUGAAGGAAAGGGAGGUGAGAGAAGAGUUUAUCCAAGUGGUGAACAAGGAGAAGAUUAGUCUGGAGAAGACAAUUGAUGAGGGGAAGAAGGAGGUUGAUGGGUUGAAGAGUGAGAUCCAAGUGCUUUUGAGUGAAAACAUUGAGCUUAAGGACCGUGCUUUAAGUCGGGAGGUAAAGCUUGCUGAGCUGAAUCAAAAAGUUGCUGUGCUGCGAAAGGAUUGUGAUGAUCAAAGCAAAAUUAAUGAAAAGCUAAGCUGCAAAGUUGGUCAGCUAAGCAACUCCCUUGCGCAAGUUGAGCUCAAGAGAGAAGAAGCUGAUAAAGCACUUGUUGAGGAGAAGAGACAUGUAGAAGAUCUUAAGGCUCUGAUUUUAAAAUCAGAGAAGACGACUGAAACAAGAACUACAGAGGGUCUUGAGAUUGAGGGCGAGAGUUUGCUCACAGCAAUGAAUGAUUUCGAGAGUCAGUGUGAAUCAUUGAAAAGUGAAAAGGCUAUACUCCAAGAGAAGCGUGUACAGCUCAAAGAAGCUAUGGGUGCUCUGAAAACAGAAGUAGAAGUCGCUGGAAUGGAUGCAGAGCGCAACUUAGCAAUGCUAAAGAGAACUGCAUCUGUGUUGUAUGAAUUGGAGAGCCGAGCAGAUAGAUUGACUUUCCAGAACCAGAAGCGAGAAAAUGGAACAGAAUCGUAUGCCGUUGAGCUAGAGUCGAUGGAGAAAGCGUUCAGAAACAAAGUUUACAUAAUUGAGGAAAUGAAGAAAGAAGCUGUGGUAAUGAAGCAAGCAACCGAAGCGGCACGCAAGAUGCGGAACUUCUGGAUUCUCCUUUCAGUUGUACUUGCGAUUUUUGGUGCUACAUCUUUCUUCCAUGCCACACGCACACUAAGACAAAAGUAA
Molecule: messenger RNA, 1171 nt
Organism: Camelina sativa (false flax)
Lineage: Eukaryota; Viridiplantae; Streptophyta; Magnoliopsida; Brassicales; Brassicaceae
Source: RefSeq, a predicted model, not a curated record